This is a messenger RNA of Spodoptera exigua (beet armyworm), 1852 nucleotides long. The record is from the annotation of a GenBank genome assembly. NCBI's taxonomy places the organism in Eukaryota, Metazoa, Arthropoda, Insecta, Lepidoptera, Noctuidae.
UGUUAUGACGUCACUCACGUUAUGUGAUAUAAGAACGGUAACUGGUGCUCGCGACUCAGUAAUUGAACUGAAAACAGCGACAUUACAUCAGCUUUAUACCAUAAUGAUGAAAUCUACGAGUAAUACUCGUAGAGCUUGUGCGGGAUCAGAGACGACUGGUACAAGGCGAACAUUUGAGCCCAAGCAAGCAGUGAGGCAACAGACAUUAAUGAUACCAUGGAAAGCGCAAACCAUAAAAAUGACAAAACAGCAGCAACACUCGACGAAGCUAUGCUGCUUUCAGGGUUUGGGAUCUACAAUAUUCUACACAUGCUGAUGACUGGUCUGAUACUGAUGGGAAUGAUCAUGCACUGCUUAGUCCUGGGUUAUGUGAUACCAGCAGCACAAUGUGACCUGGAGCUCACAUCGCAACAAAAAGGAUGGCUGUCUGCACUGCCGUUUACAGCCAUAAUACUAACGUCGUAUUUCUGGGGAUGGUUAGCUGAUACCAAAGGCAGGAGAACAGCUAUGCUUGGAUCUAUGUUUCUGGCUGUUGUCAUAAGUGCAAUAUCUAGUUUUGCGCCCAACCUGACAUCGUUUGGUGUAUUACAAUUCGUUUCAGCUAUCUUUAUGACAGGUCCAUCUGCAGUAGUGUAUACUUUUCUUGGAGAGUUCCACAAUUUACGCCAUAGAGACAAGAUGGUCACUUUUGGAUCCGCCUUCAUUGGAAUCGGUACUGUAGUCCUACCAUGUCUGUCAUGGCUGAUUUUACCGCUAAACUUCUCCUACUACAUAGAGUAUUUGGACAUUUAUUACCGGCCCUGGAGAUUACUGGUUGUGGCCUGCACCAUCCCAUUUGCCCUUGCCACAGUUUUUCUCUUCUUCGCACCAGAAAGUCCUAAGUUUCUCUAUUCUAGUGGACGCCAUGAAGAGUGUUUGGAAGUGUUGAAGAUAAUCUACUCGGCGAACAACUUCAAACCUAAAGAUAGUUUCACUGUGAAGUCACUGAUUAUGGAGAAUCAAGUCACGAACUUGAACAAAGGGAAAGCAGGUAUAACCGGCGUGCUAGCUUCUAUGAAGGAACAAACUUUUCCAAUCUUCAAACCACCACUUCUUCCCUGGAUCUGUCUCACCUGCUUCGUUCAAUUUGGAAUAUUUUCUGCAACAAACGGCUUCUACAUUUGGUUCCCGACAAUUCUAAAUGCAUUGGGUAGCCAAGACAGUGUAAACAUGAAAAUUUGUGACGUCAUCGAGUUGACAAGAGCCAAAGCUGCAGCUGAUGCUUUAAACAGUACUACGAUCAUCUGUGACGACACAAUCUACACCUCAACAUUCGAGCGCUCCAUCUAUGUUGGACUCGUCUUCUGUUCCAUGUACCUUAUUGUAGCAGUUCUAGUUGAUUUUGUCGGCAAGAAAUAUAUCCUAGUCGUGACCUUGACCAUUACUGGUGUCUGUGCCAUCAGUGCCAACUUGGUGUACGACCAGCAAAUAGCUGUGGUACUGUUUGCCAUCUUCCAAAUGUCUGGUGCCUGUGUUGGGCUGACAAAUGCUGUUGCUGUUCAAUUGUUUCCUACAAAAUAUAGGGGUAUGGCGGUCUGUCUAUCAAUGAUGUCGGGACGUACCGGUUCUAUGGUUGGAUCAUAUCUGAUUGGUUUAUUCCUGGACAUAAAUUGUGGAGCUGGGUUUUAUCUGUUUGGAAGUCUACUUGUUGUGAAUGGCUUAACCUGUCUUACCCUCCCAAAUAUGAAGAAAGAAAAAGUUCCUAAAACAAUCACAAAUGAAACAAAAGAAACUCAAGAACCUUAGUCAGAAGAUAUUAUUGUCGGAGAUAAAAACAUGACAGAGGCGGUCAUUGAAAGAAAGAAAUGAGAAG